AUAUUUUUUUUUAACUUUCAUGCUCUUUUAUUUUAUAAAUAAGAAUCUCCUUGUAUGUCAGCAGUGAUUCAAAAAGUAUUGAGAGUGUCAUAAAGUGGAUGUUGUCCUAAAUGUCGGAUUUUCUCCUCGUGUUCAUAUUGUCCUAUGUGUCGGAUUUUCUUCUUUUCUUCACGUUUUCUUUUACAUUUCUUUUUACUCCUUAGUUGUAGAAUUGGUCACAUGACUCCCAUCUUUGGAUGUCAUGUGACCACGAUGACAGGUGUUAUAAUUAAGACGGCACAUUAAUACACAGGUGAGGGCCCAGUCAGUAGAGGAAUAUCUAACGUGGUGUCGUGUUUGUUAGAUCGGCAGUUACACAAUCACAAGCAGGAUAAAACCUUUGUGUUUUUUUUAGACUUUGCAUAACUUGCAGGAAAUGGGCUGUUGGAGUUGUGAUCUGCUAUAACUAUGUUAGAUUUCGAGAGCCCAGCAAUCUCCAGUGGAAUCCCUAAUUUGUUAUCCUCGGUGAUGGGGGAUGUUUGCGGACCAGAAAAUAAUUUCUUGAACAGUGAGACAUUCCACACUCCGAGUUUUGAUGAUGACUUUGACAUCACAUCUCUGAAUCUCCCUCCAGUGUCUAACCUUCAGACUCCAAUCCAGACAAGUUACCCCCAGCAAUCUUACUCGAACUUUGUCAGCACCCAUUAUAAUGUCUAUCCCCAGCAACAGCCAAACCCAGUGUCCAGUGUCAACCCUGUGAACACCGCAACACUCACCCCAACAUUCCCCCCGCUGAACUUUGAUAUACCAGAUAUCUCCCUAACAAACAAUUUUGAUGGUUCUGUGAGUUCCCUUACAUCCAUGGCCAUGAUGACCAGCUCUAUAAACAAUCAGAAUUCACUGUAUCCACCAUCCUCUAUGUCCGUCACAGUUCCAACAAUGACAAACAAUGCUGAAAUUUCUAUCAUUAAAAUGGAGGACAACUUCAUGGAACCAAAGCAAGAAACAUCACCAUCCCAUAGUACUAAUUCAGUGUCUCCACCAAGGGAGAGCAGCGAGGAUAGUAGUGAUGAUUGUCUCCCUUUGGCACAGCUCAUGAAAAGGCAGGCGGCAGCAAAAUCAACAAUAGAAGAAAAGGAACCCUCUCCUCCCCCUCCUCCAGCUGCUGGAGUCACUAAAACCAGGAAAACACCCAAAAAGAAAAAGAAGAAGGACCCUAAUGAGCCCCAGAAGCCAGUCUCAGCGUAUGCCUUGUUCUUUCGGGAUACUCAAGCUGCAAUCAAGGGACAGAACCCCUCAGCCAGCUUCGGAGAAGUCUCGAAAAUCGUGGCCUCAAUGUGGGAUAGUUUAGAUCCAGAGACAAAAAAUGUGUAUAAAAAGAAGACUGAGAUGGCUAAGAAGGAGUAUCUGAAACAGCUGGCGGCCUACAGAGCUAGCCUGGUCUCUCAGUUACCAAUGGAUGACAAUAGUCCUUUUGGAAAUGUCAUGGACAAGACCCAGCUGACAAGAGGACCAUUAACUCAGACGUCCCCCAUGCAUGUAUCUCCGAAUGUGUCCCCACCCCAGGGGAUGUGGCCCAUGACUUCCAUGCCUAUGCAGAGUCAGUCACCUGCUGGUCUUCAUGGAAUGGCCCCCCAGGGGCAGUCUCCGGACAGACACGGAAUAUCAUCCCAAGGCCCAGGGAUCUCCCCCCUUCAUCAGAGACCUAACAUGUCACCUUCCAUGGGUGACAUGAUGAUGCGGCCCCCCUCCAAUAGCCCACCACAGAUGGGAUACAGCCCCCAGCACACACACAUCAGCCCCCAACAUAUUGUGCCAUCCCCUCCCCGCCCUGUUCAACAUAUUGCUCCAAGACAGCCUGUGCUGGGACAGCUAAUGGAGGAGGCCAACAUGUGUUUGGAUGGAGGAGACAUGAUGCAAUCAAUGUGCAUCAGGAACGGGUGUACCAACUCCACCAUAGACAGUCCAGGGUGGGACAAUGAGUACUGCUCAAACGAGUGUGUCGUCAAUCACUGCAGGGAUGUGUUUACAGCCUGGGUGUCAUCGAGACAGGGCCCCAACCAGUUCACAGUGAAGUGAUGUCAGCAGUCCAAGGGAGAGAACUGUUAGCAGUCCAAGGGAGAGAACUGUUAGCAGUCUAAUGGAGAAAACUGACUCUCAACAUUUACUUUCCUGUCUGAGCAGGACUUGACAUAAAUGGGUGUUUUAAACCUGCGAGUGAAAGACUUUUAUAUUGAGGUGGAUCUCUUAAAGCAAGUGGCCUUGUUACAAUUGAAAACGUGACUGUACAUUGGAAUGAGGACUACUGUUAUUCUAAGAGACACUUUUUACAGGUCAAUCAUGGGAUUAUUCUAAUUGAUAUGAUUUGCAUAUGAUUCCAUUUUGUAAUAUUUAUAGCAUACUUCGUGGUAGAAUUUGAAUGCUUGAUAUGCAACUACAAUGCUUUUAUAGCUAUGCCUGUUCAUGAUGUAAAUUAUGCACAGUGGUAAUAAUUAAUGACAAUUGUUAGGUUACAAGGUGUAUGUGUAGCAGUAUGUGAGAGGGAAGUUUUUGAAAGUCGUUUGAAUACAUUGUUGAGCUUUGCCAUUGGUUUUUGGUUGUUUUAUUUCCAGACAAGCUCGUAGGAUUCAUUUUGUGUCCUACUGUUAAACUAUGAUUAUCAUAUGUUGAGGAUGUGUCCUUUACCAUUCUUUUGUGAUACUUUGUAUCAUUAUGGACAGAAAAUAGUCCUCUCUUACCAGUUGUGUUGAAGAGUACAUUUUGUGGAAGUUUUAUCUGAAAUAACGAUAUUAGACUAGGCACCUACAGCUGUAGAAUAUUUUUAUUUGAAGAAAAAAAAAUUACAAAGAAAAAGUAGUUAAAAUAUCCUUGAAAUUUCAAAGAAAAAAAUUGGGAGAGUGACUAGUAAGUUGUGAGAACUUGCUCCCUAUCCUUUUAAUUUGAUCAAUAAGAUAUGUUCAAAACAAAAAUGAAAAAAAGAAGGUUUUUAGGGUUUCUUUGAAAAUCUAUGAAAAUAAAUAAAAUCUUUUGAAAUGAGAAAUACUGAGGAAUUUUUUUCUCUCUCUCUCAUAAGAAAUGUUUUCUCUUUCUCUCUCUCUCAUAAGAAAUGCUGUUGUAUUCUAUCAAUGAACAUUCAUAUGUUAGUUGAUUCACAUUUCAUGAUGAGAAAUAAAUGUAUAUAGGAUGAGAUGAUUCAUGUGUCGUGUCUAACUUGGAGAUAUAUACGUAUCUGCAGCACCAGAUGUUUCUACAGGAAAUGUUUUAUUUACUUCACACAUAUGUUAUCCUUUAAAGGACACGAAACAAAUGCUGAAUUUUUUUUUACUGAUAGCCAUAAGUCUGUAAAAAGCUGCUCUUGAUAAUAUAUACCUACUAUUACAUGUUCUGUUGUAUUCUCACUAAUUAUACACCCAUCUAUUAUGGUAUGGCGUUCAUGUCCGUCCAUCCGUCUGUUAGUUUAUUUGUGUCCAGUUCAUAAGUUAAAUACUACAAGGCCUAGAAUCAUCAAACUUUGUCAUCUACUGCAUCUCGUAUAGAAGGUGUGUCAGUGUUUAAAGUCAGAUCACUGUGACCUUUAAUUAAGGUUAUGAAAACUUUUAAAAAUGACUAAAUUAUUAAACAAAAAUUCAUGUAUUAAGGGAAGUAAUCCCUACAAAUUUAAGAAUAAUGCCGUAAGCUUGUUGAAAAAUGAAUAUAUGUCAAGAAAUACACUUUCCCCCAUAAAAUAUAGUACAUAACAAUUGAUGUAAUAAAUAUUUUGUGUCUAAUGAUAGUGUCAUAAAUUUGCAAUAUUGUUCACUGUACUUCAAAAUGCAAAGCCAUCACACAACAAUAAUUCCAUUUGUACCAUGGGAUUAAUGAUUUGAGCCAAAAUGCAUAACUGAAUUAAAUAUUGAUUAAUUGUGUAUUAUGUAAGAAAGCUGUAGAAAUGAUUUGUCUCUCCUUUAGUAUUGGGCAUUUCUGUGUACCACCCAAAAUUGUUAAAUGAAGUGAUAAUACCAUAUGAAGGAAAUCAUUUAAAUACAUGUAUUACAAAGAAAAUAUGUAUUAAAAAAAUCAUUUCUGUACGAAUUUUAACAAUUCAAGAGUCAAUUGCAAUGGACAUCAAGGUUCACUGCAGGGAAUAAUCUUGAAUGUUUCAGAGAUCCCCAAAUCUCCUUUGGUAAUAAUUACUAGUAGUUAGGGCUAAUGAACCGUGGAUAUCGUCCUUAAUAGCUCAAUGGUUAGCGCACCUGACUAGUAAUGCAGGGGUCCCGGGUUUGAUUCCUGGUCCAGCUACAAAUUAUUUCAUUACCUGUAUUACAUUGUUAGUGAGUAGUAGCAUAGAUUUACUUUGUAAGGAGUCAUGAUAUUUUCAAUCGAAUUAUUCUGUACUUAUAAAUCAGGCCAUAAAACAAAUAGGUAAAAUCUUUGUAACAAAGUCGACGUUAUUUUAUCCCAUGCACACUUGUUUUGUUUAUGAUGAAUAAACAUCUGACGGGCGUAUCGUGCAGUGCCUGUGCACUUCAUGUGUAAAAAUUGUGAAUUAUUGCAUUACAGUAUAUAAAAAACUUCUUAUCAUGUCACAUUUAAACUUUUUAAGAUGUAUGUACAUUUUUAAAGAUAAAUAAUGUAAUUAAAUUUCCAAAGAUCUGCA
Molecule: messenger RNA, 4615 nt
Organism: Ostrea edulis (European flat oyster)
Lineage: Eukaryota; Metazoa; Mollusca; Bivalvia; Ostreida; Ostreidae
Product: TOX high mobility group box family member 4-B-like
Exons: 9
Coding region: 448-2058 (536 amino acids)
Biological process (GO): regulation of transcription by RNA polymerase II
Cellular component (GO): nucleus
Molecular function (GO): chromatin DNA binding
Source: RefSeq, a predicted model, not a curated record